Phanerochaete carnosa HHB-10118-sp is the source of this 2496-nucleotide messenger RNA. RefSeq lists its product as uncharacterized. The record is from RefSeq and is a predicted model, not a curated record. Gene Ontology annotation, molecular function: GTPase activator activity. The transcript is spliced from 8 exons. Lineage: Eukaryota; Fungi; Basidiomycota; Agaricomycetes; Polyporales; Phanerochaetaceae. Gene Ontology annotation, biological process: activation of GTPase activity. The coding region runs from base 16 to 1104 and encodes 362 amino acids.
CCAGAUGCAAUUGAUAUGAAAAACGCCUACGAUGCUCUCUUCAACCCUUCCACGUCGCUCAACAAGGUGAAGGAUGCGGCCCUCGGCGGACGACUGCUUGUUGCGCCUGAUGGCGCGUCCAUGGGAGUCGCCGGGCGAAGUCUUGCGUGGAAGCUGUUCCUGGUGGAGGCAGGGCCGCUGCAGCCCCAGCCAGAUGAACAGGCCCGCAUACCAUUGGACGCGGUCAAGGUUGCGCGCAUACAGUAUCAGAAGCUUUUCCUCGAUAAGAUGCGCGCACCAGACGGGGGCUACGAAGACGGCGUGAUCAUUCCGGGCACCCAGACGUCGCCCCCACGCACGGAGAGGACGGGUGGAAACCUCGAUCUAAACAAUCCGCUCAGUCUGCACAAUGAGAACCCUUGGACGGCGUGGUUUGCGGCUAUGGAGCUACGCAAGACGAUCCUGCAGGAUGUCGAGCGGACAUUUCCUGACAUCGAAUACUUCCGAGACCAAGACGUCCAAGCACAGCUCACGAACAUUCUCUUCGUCUACUCUGUUAUGCACCCCGACAUCGGUUAUCGCCAAGGAAUGCACGAGCUGCUGGCACCGCUCUACUAUGUUGUAGACUACGACUCCAUUCCGGAGGAAGAUACGAGUCUCGGGGACCACCCGCUAAGAGAGAUCUGUUCCCGACUCUGGAUUGCUGCAGACGCGUGGGCUCUUUUUGACUCGGUCAUGCGCGGUGUCGGUCGUUGGUACGAGUGGCGCGAAUCCAAGUGUACCACCGUCGGGAAGCCUGCUUUCGCGUCACAUGUCCACCUAUCCGCGAGCGCCGCCGAUGGCGGCAUCAAGCCCUACGUCUCUCCCAUUGUCCAGGCGUGCAACAAGGUGCAGAACAUUCUGCUGAAAAGCGCCGACUCACAGCUAUGGCGGAGCCUGCAGACUUCGGGCAUCGAGCCUCAGAUCUAUGGGAUACGAUGGCUACGAAUGCUAUUUACUAGAGAAUUUAGUAUGGAAGACGCAAUGGUGCUAUGGGAUGGGUUGUUCGCCUGCGAUCCAUCGUUCGACCUUGCACCCUGGUUAUGCGUCGCCAUGCUCAUACGAAUCCGGAAUCAACGUGUGUGAUGAUACCCGCCGACUAUAGUACCCAACUGACAUAUCUGCUGCGAUACCCGGCUCUGGAACACCGGUCAGCCUCACUGCCGUCCCUCCAACCAUGCAGCCUGCUCCUGCGCCAGGCUCUCACGCUACAGAUGUCGCCGACAGCUGCGACUGGUGUCUCUGUUGUGCAUGAAAACCUAAACUUGCUCGGGAUUCCAACCGAGGUGCCUGACCCCCCGCCGCCUCCCACUCGCCGGCGUCCACGCCUGACCGAACGUGGGACGUCGUCGUCGCACAUUGCCCUGCGCGAGGAGGGCGGGAAGGCUCAUAUCAGGCAAGGCUCAAACCCGAUGGCACUGCCGGAGAUGAUCGCCAGGGGACUGUUGGAGAGGGGAGAGAGCUUAGGAAUCAACAAAACGGUGAUGAACGCUGUCUCGGAGCUCAAGCGAAAUCUACCCGACCUUGCGAGCUCACUACCGCGGCUGCCGCUGUCACCCAGCUCUCAACAUCCGUCAUAUCCACUCUCAGACGAGCGACAUCCUGCGGCACGACCGCCAUGGGAGCCACGCACGCGGUUCGAGAUGGAGAGAGAGAUCGCGGAGCUGAAGACACUGCAGCAUCGGCUAGGAGACUCUGUGGGCUGGAUCGUCGACACGCUACUUCUCGAUGAUGGCGGUGGCCAGUCGAUCAAAGAACGGAAACGCGAGGCAGUGGAGUGUCUGUCAUACGUGCGAGACGUGCUGAAGGGUUCCAUCAUUCCGUCGCAAGUCGAGGAGGACCGGCUCAUCGGCGAGGAAGAGCUUAAGGCGCGCAAAGCGAGGGAGCUCGAACGGCAUGCAGCGGCAUUGCUGGCGAGACCCGACACGGAAUAUCCAUCAAUCGGUCUCACCGUGCCACAGCCUGCUGCAACAGCACCACCGUCGAGCCAGUCACAGCCUUUAGCGACGCGGCGGUCGCAGGACUACUUUACGGCGGGACCCUCGCGUAACCUCCCGCCAACGAAGGCGGCAUCGCCUGAGAGAACACGCGCGCGAGCGGCUUCUCCGACACCGACGGUGUCUAUGCUCACGCCGAACGCGAACGCAGUGCCGCUCGCACCGUGGAACCGCUCGCGGUCUGUGUUCUCACCACGGGACACGCCGGUUUCGCCUUCGUCACCCCGUUUGCCUUCGCGACCGCCUGCUGUCGCCUCUGUGAGACCCGCUGCGCGUCCAUAUCCCCCAUCACAGCCGGCAAGCGAUGACACAUCUCUGCAUGAACAGUCUCCGACGAGGCAACAGGACCCGCUUGGUGUCCUGCGGUGACGAAUAUCUCUCCCUUGGGACUACCCUUGUUGAAGAUCGGAUUGUUGCUGUGAUUGUGUAGAUUACUGGAUACCUAGACUGCCUAUUUACAGUUUGUCCGCACGGAAUACCC